UAACUAUACUUCAUAGGAUAAGGGUUUUGUUACUUUAUUUUGGGGAAUAUUUGACUUCUUAAUACCACCAUUUUAUCUAUGACUAAAUGCUUAUUUCUAUCAGUGUUCAUGGUCAAUUCACUCUAUUGUGGUAUUUUUUUUGUUCAUAGGUAAAAUAUACAUGGAUAGCCAUAAGUAUCCAUUUUUUGACAAUAAUAGCAACUUUUUAAAAAAAAUACACAGAAAUAACCAUUUCUUCAAGAACUUUAACGAACCAAUAUGGAUGUUGAUUGUUGACUGGACUAACAGUCAAGGUUGACGUGGCAUGUUCUCGUAAAAAAAUAAGGGGUUUAUUUUAUGGCAAAGAAAAUAGGAAAAAAGGGGGUUUAUGUUUCUCAAGAUAGACCUAGCAAAAACUUAGGACAAAAUUGAGUGGAGUUUCUUGGAAGAUACACUCAUAGCAACCCACCUUCCGUAGAGAUUCAUUGGUCUGGUCAUGGCUUGUGUCUCAUUAACAAGCUUUCAUGUCCUCUGGAAUGGUGGAGAGACUGAUGCUUUAAGACAGGGAUGCCAUCUCUCCCCUUACCUUCUCGCCUUGUGUGUUGAAAGAUUAAGUCACUGCAACAUCAAAGAAGUUAAGGAGAGGAACUGGAAACCCUUGCGUAUUUCGCAUGGAGGUCCUGAUGUCUCUCAUCUUCUCUUCGCCGAUGACCUUGUCCUUUUUGCUGAGGCCAAUACUUCCCAUGCUGAUGUUGUUUUAAAAUGUUUAACUGAUUUUUUUUGUGCCUCAAGUGAAUUAGUUAGCAAUGAUAAGUCUAGAGUCUACUUCUCUGAGAAUGUGAAAAGUAGAACCAAAAUCCCCAGAUAAACUUGACAUCCAAUCUACAUCUGACCUUGAAAAGUACUUAUGAGUUCAUGUCUUGCAUGGGAGACUCACUAAGUCUAUCUUUAAGUACAUUAUAUUAUGGACAAAAUGGAUAAAAAAAAUUACUAGUUGGAAAGCGAGAACUUUGUCUCUAGCUGGUAGGGUUACUUUAGCACUUGUUGUCCUAAAUGUUAUUCUCUUCUAUGUUAUGCAAACCUCCCUCAUUCCUAGAUCUGUUUGUGACUUGAUUGAUAAAAGGAUUCGAGGGUUUGUUUGGGCCUCUCGAGAGGGAAAGAAAAAAAACACUACUACUGGCUUGGGACACCAUUUGUAAUCCCAAGAGUCAAGGUGGGUUAGAAUUGAGAUCUGCUAGAAGUUUAAAUAUGGCAUACAUGAUUAAAUUAUCAUGGAAGAUGCUUAACAAUGAAAAUGAGCUUUGGGUUCAAGUGUUGCAGGGGAAGUACUUUAAACACGGAAACGGAGAAAUCACAUCUAUGAAGAAGAGUAACUAUUUCAAUCUCUGGAAAGAAAUGGUCAAGGCAAUGCCUUUGAUGAAAGUCGGAUCUUGCUGAAGCAUUAGAAAUGGAUCUCAACAAACUUCUGGAUUCACCCAUUGGUGGAAAAUGGGCUAGUUUUGGAAGACUUCUUGACUACGGAUCUUUCACCAAUAGAGAGGAACUCACCGGUCUCGGCUUGGUUAACUAGUGCAGGUGAGUGGAAUUGGGAUCGAUUGGAAAGCCUUCUUCAUGAGCAUAUUCUCUCUCUCAUUGCAAGGGUGGAAGCACCAAAUCCUGAGUUUGGAGAGGAUAGAAUGAUUCGGGGCCUGGAGUGUGAUGGUAGAUUCCGCCUCUACUAAGCUUACAACCUUGCAGUUGAAGUUGACAUGGAUGCUUCAAGCCCUGUCUGGAAGCAGCUCUAGAAAUGGAAGGGACCCAGCAGGGUCAAUCACUUCCUGUGGCUGGUCAUACUUGAUAGAAUCCUCACCAACAAGGAAAGAGCCAAGAGGAAAAUCACAACAAGCUGCUUGUGCAACCACUACAAAGACAAAGAGGAAAGUGUGCAACAUAUUCUCCGAGGCUGCUCGAAGGCCAAAGAAAUAUGGAACAAAAUAAAACAUAUACAGACCACCAGAGAUCACAACAUUGCCUUUUCAAGAGUGGUUGAUGGCCAACCUAAUGCAUGAUGACAAGGGUGUGAACUUUGAAAUUGUUUGUUGGAAUCUUAGGAAACAACGGAAUGAAGAAGCUAGGGAUGGCAAACCUUUUAAUGCUCAAGGAUUGAUGUGUAGUAUAAAAUCAUGGUUCAAUUCUCCCUACGGUCGAACAUAUUCUAAACCUUCGGGCUCACUCUCCCCUCUCCUUUCAGUCGAGCAACUUCUUAUUCUCUGUCUUUGAUCCUGUCUAAUAAUAAAUAAAUAAAUAAAUGUGUUGGCUUUCUUUAACGGCGCUUCCUUUUUUUCUAGGUUCCGAAAGUGUUUAUUCCCCCUUGGGGACUGUAUUCAAUACAAGAGGAUCAGACUUGAAUACUCGACUCUUCUUCCCGGUAGUCUCAAUAGGAUAGACUGAUACCUUCUUCAAGGAAUCAAGAUCAUUGACCAUGCCCAGAAGAGUGUAAAGAGCAUCACCAACUCUCCUUCUAACUCUCCUCCUGUGAUCAAGCAACACAGACAAAUUGCCUGGAGACCUUCUGAUGAAGGUUGGGUACAAGUGCUAACCGACGGAUCUGUUCUCUCACCUACAUGCAAAGCUGCAGCGGGAGGAUUGAUUAGAGAUCACCAAAGCAAGUGCUAUGAUGCUUUUGUCUGCAACUUCUGAGUCUGUUCCAUUACAAGCACUGAUCUGAAAGGAGCUAUUGAAGGACUCCGCCUGGCCUACAUGAAGGGUUACAAGAAAGUCCAGUUAAACCUGUAAUCCUCCACAGUUAGGGUUGUUAAUGAACCAAGCCGCUCAUGAACGGCUUGGCGUCCGACUCGAGAAAAACUCGUUCGAGACUCGAUUCAUCUUAAUCGAGCAGACUCGCGAACAAGCUCAUUAACUAAGCGAGCCGAACUCGAGCCAUACCAUGUUUAGCUCGAAAUCUCGCGAACAAGCUCAUUUAACGGUUUGGCAUCCGAAAGGAGUGGAAUUUGUGGAUUUUAUGUAUUGAAAUUGGGAUAAAUGUUGUGUUUUGUUUUGCUAGACUUUGCUAUAGGUUUGAAUGUAUAUUUUGUGCUCAGUUCUAGCUCGAUCUUAAGCUAUAAUUAACAUUUUAUGUGCUAAACUCGAUUCUGGGCUUGUUAAACUUAUUUGGCGAGCCGAGCUCGAGUCGAGAUCGAGCUUUUAUUUUCAUAAACGAGCCGAGCUUUAGCUUGCAUAUUAAAGCUCGUGACGAACAUGAGCCGAGCCCGAACUAUGGCAAAGUUUGGCCCGACUCGGAUCAUUAACAACCCUAUCCACAGUCGUUGCUAUCAUCAGAAACUACAAGGAUGAUAAUCAGCGACACAACAUUUUCGCUAAUCAGUUUAACUAUCUUUUGAAUCUUGAUUGGGAUGUGAAAGUCGAACAUGUGUAUAGGGAAGCUAAUUUUGUUGCCAACUUCUUAGCUAAUAGGGGCCAUCUCUCUGAUUUUCACACACAUCUCUUGGAUGUGUGCGACCCGGUACUGAAUCAUUACUGUACCAUGAUAUCGUGGGGGUAUCUCAUGACCAUCUUAUUUCAUCUAUGAAUUAGACGCCUUGGCGUCGAUCUUUCUACUACAAAAAAAUUCCUUUCCAAUUUCAUGGAAGGAGGGGGGGGGGGUCAUCAUGUAAUCUUGCCUUCCAUUUCUCUUCUCAUAUCCACCUUGCCGAUCAAGACCGAUUUUCUCGUUCUCGUCGGCCAAAACUCACUUGAUAUUAUGUAUUUUAAAAAAAUUACAAAAAUUGAAACAUGAAGGUCACUUGAACACUAAGUUCUUUAACAAAAUUAAAAAAGUAAAUAUAAAAUCAACAUAAUGUCAAUAUUAAUAAUGAAGAAUUAAUAAUUGAGAUCAUGGAUAAUAUUAGUAUAAUAUAUAAAUUAAAAUUUUGGUUAAUUCAACUAUUCAAUAAAAUUAUCAAUUAAAU
Messenger RNA from Linum trigynum, 3926 nucleotides. Lineage: Eukaryota; Viridiplantae; Streptophyta; Magnoliopsida; Malpighiales; Linaceae. The record is from the annotation of a GenBank genome assembly.